Molecule: messenger RNA, 2525 nt
Organism: Cucumis melo (muskmelon)
Lineage: Eukaryota; Viridiplantae; Streptophyta; Magnoliopsida; Cucurbitales; Cucurbitaceae
Exons: 8
Coding region: 242-2239 (665 amino acids)
Biological process (GO): protein phosphorylation
Cellular component (GO): cytoplasm
Molecular function (GO): ATP binding; protein serine/threonine kinase activity
Source: RefSeq, a predicted model, not a curated record
AGAGAGGGCUUUCCAUCUUUUUUUUCACCCACUCUUUUUCAUUUUCCUCUGUCUGCGUCGGGUGGUGAGAUAUACCUUCAGAUUUCAUCUCUUCAUUUUCCUGGAUCCACAAGCAAACUCCCAGAUCUCAAUCGCCACCCAUCUCCUCCACCUUCUUAAAUUCCAUUGGUUUCUGAUCUCUUCCUUGUUCUUCCCCAACUCCCAUCUUCAACUUUCAAGUUUAUUUGUAUAUUUAUAAACCAUGUGGAGGUUCAAGCCUUUCAUGCACAAAGAACCAUCUGGUCUUGAGGGUCGCUCAAUCGAUGUUGGCAACCUCAAGAUUCAUGUAAGAAAUGUUAUUGCUGAAGGAGGAUUCUCUUGUGUAUACUUAGCCAAGGAUGCUGUACACAUUUCAAAGCAGUAUGCCUUGAAGCACAUUAUAUGCAAUGAUGAGGAAUCUCUUGAAUUGGUGAUGAAGGAGGUUUCUGUUAUGAAAUCACUCCGAGGCCACCCAAAUGUUGUUACGCUUUAUGCUCAUACUAUCAUAGAUAUGGGACGCACCAAGGAAGCUCUACUUGCGAUGGAAUUUUGUGAGAAGUCUUUGGUCAAUGUCCUGGAGAGUAGAGGAGCUGGAUACUUUGAUGAAAAUCAAGUUCUCUUAAUUUUCAGAGACAUUUGUAAUGCUGUAUUUGCAAUGCAUUGUCAUUCCCCACCAAUUGCUCACAGAGAUUUGAAAGCUGAAAAUCUUUUGUUAGGCUCAGAUGGCCUCUGGAAGUUAUGUGAUUUUGGAAGCACUUCUACAAAUCACAAGCGUUUUGAGAAGCCUGAGGAAAUGGGAAUUGAAGAAGAUAACAUCAGGAAGUACACUACUCCUGCCUAUAGAGCUCCUGAGAUGUGGGAUCUAUUCCGGAGAGAACUUAUAAAUGAGAAAGUUGACAUAUGGGCUCUUGGUUGUCUCCUUUUCCGCAUAUGUUACUUCAAAAGUGCUUUUGAUGGAGAGUCAAAACUUCAAAUUUUAAAUGGGAACUAUCGGAUUCCGGAGUUGCCUAAAUAUAGCUCAUCGGUUACAGACCUAAUCAGAGACAUGCUCCAAGCUUCCCCAAAUGACAGACCAGACAUCACGCAGGUCUGGUUUCGUGCUAAUAACCUGCUACCUGCUGGAUCACAGAAGUCAUUACCGGAUCAGCCACCUGACAUGCCCUCUACAGACAAACAUGAAGGCACUUCAAACCCUGUGAACAAGUUGUCUCCUAUGCCUCGUAGAAGUCCACCCCCACCUCCAUCGGUCAAAAGUUCGUCACAAGCAACGUCACAUAUGUCUAAGCCAGCAGGGGGAGGGGGAGGUGGAGGACCACUGGGUGCCUUCUGGUCUACUCAACAUGCCAGUGACACAGUCAAUGAGGAUACAAACAGAAUUAGGUUUGAUGAAGAAUCAACUUCACGUAGUACGUCAAAACAUGAUCGGAAUAGUCCAAAUAACCAUUCUACACACAAGAAUGCUAAUCCUGGGGAUGUAAACCAAAGGGGAAACAAGACAGUGACAGAUGGUGGUUCAUUCAGAGACUUUGAAUUAUCGUUUUUCCAGAAUGAAAUGGAAAAAACUGAGAGUGCGAAUUUCCAGGACAAAGCUUUUAACAAUUUUGUUGCUGAGUUCGAUACCGUCAAAGUCAGUUCUGACGUCACUAACAACAAACCAGGAAAGGAAGUAGCAUUAGAGGCUGAGGUGGAGAAGUUGAAGGAGCAACUGAAGCAAGCAAAUGUUGAGAAAUCUGAAAUCACAUCCAAAUUCGAAAAGCUGUCAGCUAUCUGCCGUUCUCAGAGGCAAGAGAUACAGGAGCUCAAGCAAGCACUUGCUGCUAGGAGUCCAUCGCCAAACAAACUUGAAAUGAAAAAUCAUAAUUCACGAGAAGCUCAACCUUCAGCCAUGCCUCGGCUACAAAAGGCUGAUGUGACUACUCCCAGCCCUGAUGCGAAGGCAUGGCAGGCUUUCGCAGAAGAAUCCCCCAACCAGCAGUCUGUUACGCCUGAGAAGGGUGUCAAAUCUAUGAGAACUAGAAGCCUCCAGAAAAAGCAGGCUUCUCCAGAAAACACUGGUUUCGAAAGCUGGGGAUUUGGAGCCGAGAGUUUCUCAGCUGUGUCUGCUGGAAGCUCCAACAAAUCUGGAUUAACGGGUGAAAGGAAUAGUUCACAACGUACUGGUGGUGGUGAACCCAAAAGCAAUGAGGUAUCUUCACAACCUGCUGGAUGGGCUGGUUUCUAGUUCCAGUCAUGGUAGGGAGCUGAACGUGAUCUUUGAAUGGAGUUCCUUGUUUCGUGGCGAUACUUUCUAAGAAGGAUACAAAUUUGUGGUCGGCUUGAAAGAUGAGUAAUUCUGGUAGGGAUAUUUUCAUUUAAAUCCAAUAUAUAUAUAUAUAUAUAUGUGUGUGUGUGUGUGUGUGUAUUUGUGGUUGGAUGUGGUUUAUUAGAUCAAGUUGCAUGGUGGUACCUUUGCAUCUGUUACUUGUUUCUGGUCUAAUAUGAUAUAAUAAGUUGCCAUUUUUACCAAA